CUUUAAUAACCCAAAAAGUUGAAAAUUAUAGUUAGUUAGCUAAACAAACCAUAGCAAAAAACGGAAAUUGCAAGGGUCACCAUUAGUGCAUCUCUCACCUAUCAAACAAAAGUUUAAUCUCGUAGCUAGAAAGGUCAAACCAUAAUCAUCACUCGUUCUGGAUUGGCUGCUCCAGCUCCAUAUAAAUCAAAAGCACCGACACAUAAAAUUCAUUUCACACUCUCAGUUGCUUACCGCAGUCGACAUCGUUCACGUCAAAUGGAUGCACAUUUUGUUACAUUUGCACUGAUUUUGCUGAUUUCCAGUGGAAUCUCCGGAUCCAAGGACACCCCGAACAUUUCACCACAAACUUGCGUAUCGGAGGGAUGCCUUCGAGGACGAUACUUCACUAGCUAUGGUGGCAAACGCUUCGAAGCAUAUCUCGGUGUACCGUUUGCGGCGCCUCCCGUUGGAGAAUAUCGAUUCAAAAAUCCUCAAGCAAUCCAACCGUGGACCGGAGUCUAUGAUGCUUCGUUUGAACGAAGUAAGUGUGUGCAGAAGAACGAUCUGUUACCGAAUGCCGCGGUGGAAGGUAGUGAAGAUUGUUUGUAUCUAAACCUGUACAAACCCGUGACUGCCAAGAACCCCGGAAAGCCGAUGGCCGUGAUGGUGUUCAUUCAUGGAGGUGGAUAUUUCGCCGGAUCCGCAUCGAUGGGUGAAUUUGGACCGGAUCGUCUAAUGGACACGGGAGAGGUCAUUCUGGUGGUUAUUCAAUAUCGCCUCGGAGCGUUUGGAUUUCUUUCAACAGGUGAUCGAGUAGCUCCGGGAAAUUUUGGUCUCAAAGAUCAGAACGCUGCUUUGAGAUGGGUUCAGCGAAACAUUGCUCGAUUCGGGGGCGAUCCAGCACUAGUUACUCUGUUAGGUCAAAGUGCUGGUGGUGCUUCGGUACAGAUGCACAUGAUGAGUCCACUUAGUAAGGGCUUAUUUUCACGUGCUGUCAUGAUGAGUGGAAGUGCCCUUGGAUUUUGGCAUCGACCGAUCGAAGAUCCGUUGAAGUUUGCUCAAGAACAGGCGGUAGCUGUUGGGAUUGCUUCACCUACGUCCAUGUCUACAGAAGAAUUAAUAAGAGCGUUACGUGAGGUUGAUGCUAUUGAACUUGGUAAAAGUAUCGAUAAUCUGAAGUUCUGGUUUGUUUACCCACUGGCAGCAUAUCAUCCUGUGGUGGAGAACUACGUAGACAGCGAAACAUUCAUUAGUGAGGAUCCCAACGUAGUUUGGGCGAGAGGAGAGUAUCACCAGAUUCCUUGGAGGACCGGAUUCGUUCCAAACGAAGGAGCUUUUUCUUCUCUGCAAAUCCUACUUAAUGCAUCUCUGGUUGCCGAACUGAAUGAACAUGCUGAGUCUUACAUGCCUCGAUUAUUCGGCUGCAAGGAAAACGAAAAAUCUCGAAGAAUGCUGAGACAAAGAUUUUUCCCCGAUGGCACUGACACACAAUGGAUAACAGAUGCUAAUCUUAAUAAAAUUCAGGAUAUUUUCAGCGAAGCUUUCAUCACCUACCCGAUCGCACUGACCGUAAAGCAGUACGUGGACCACGUGGAAACCAAUAAGAACCCGAUCGAUCUGUACUACUUCAGCUUCAAGGGAAAUCAUUCCCAUUCGAAGUACUUUUCGAAUACAGAUCUGGAUUUUGGAGUGUGCCAUUCGGACGAUCUUUCCUAUCUGUUCCGUUCCAAGGACCUAUUUGAUGAUUUUGAACCGGAUUCGCCUGAAACUGCAGCUUCGGCAAAGUUAGUCGACUAUUACGUUCGUUUUGCUUAUGACGGCGUACAGGACGGAACCUGCCAGAAGAAAUGUGCGAUUCUUGAGUUCGCAAACGAUGCCAGUCAACAGGUUAAAACAGAUUAUAUGGAUGGAUUUGAUGAUGAAAUGAUAGCAUUUUGGACAGAAAUCUACAGCUGAAGUGAGAUGACGACUAAAGUUAUACUACGUGAUGUCAUACUUCAAUUUACAAUUCUCAAUUGUUCCGAUUACUGUACAGAA
Molecule: messenger RNA, 2019 nt
Organism: Topomyia yanbarensis
Lineage: Eukaryota; Metazoa; Arthropoda; Insecta; Diptera; Culicidae
Product: juvenile hormone esterase-like
Exons: 5
Coding region: 259-1938 (559 amino acids)
Source: RefSeq, a predicted model, not a curated record